Molecule: messenger RNA, 984 nt
Organism: Entelurus aequoreus (snake pipefish)
Lineage: Eukaryota; Metazoa; Chordata; Actinopteri; Syngnathiformes; Syngnathidae
Product: mucin-7-like
Exons: 12
Coding region: 1-984 (327 amino acids)
Source: RefSeq, a predicted model, not a curated record
AUGCGUGUAAAAGCAGCUCGCCGGGGCCGGGCGCAGGUGACCAUCCGGCGGGCUGAAGCGUCCACACACGUCGCCUGCUUGCCACUCGAUCGGAGCGCCUGCGCGCACACGCGCACACGCCCACGCGCGCCGCCCUUCCCCUCCACGCCGUCAUCUCUAAAAGGCGCACGGCUCGUGGCCGACACGCGCGUGGACGUGUCGCUCUUCAAAAAUAGCAGCAGAGCCAAAGUAACCACUUCUUUACCCUCCAAGAGCCAAAGUAACCACUUCUUUACCCUCCAAGAGCCAAAAGCCAAAGUAACCACUUCUUUACCCUCCAAGAGCCAAAGUAACCACUUCUUUACCCUCCAAGAGCCAAAAGCCAAAGUAACCACUUCUUUACCCUCCAAGAACCAAAGUAACCACUUCUUUACCCUCCAAGAGCCAAAAGCCAAAGUAACCACUUCUUUACCCUCCAAGAGCCAAAGUAACCACUUCUUUACCCUCCAAGAGCCAAAAGCCAAAGUAACCACUUCUUUACCCUCCAAGAGCCAAAGUAACCACUUCUUUACCCUCCAAGAGCCAAAAGCCAAAGUAACCACUUCUUUACCCUCCAAGAGCCAAAGUAACCACUUCUUUACCCUCCAAGAGCCAAAAGCCAAAGUAACCACUUCUUUACCCUCCAAGAGCCAAAGUAACCACUUCUUUACCCUCCAAGAGCCAAAAGCCAAAGUAACCACUUCUUUACCCUCCAAGAGCCAACGUAACCACUUCUUUACCCUCCAAGAGCCAAAAGCCAAAGUAACCACUUCUUUACCCUCCAAGAGCCAAAGUAACCACUUCUUUACCCUCCAAGAGCCAAAAGCCAAAGUAACCACUUCUUUACCCUCCAAGAGCCAAAGUAACCACUUCUUUACCCUCCAAGAGCCAACAGCCAAAGUAACCACUUCUUUACCCUCCAAGAGCCAAAGUAACCACUUCUUUACCCUCCAAGAGCCAAAGUAA